This is a messenger RNA of Prunus armeniaca (apricot), 276 nucleotides long. Lineage: Eukaryota; Viridiplantae; Streptophyta; Magnoliopsida; Rosales; Rosaceae. The record is from the annotation of a GenBank genome assembly.
AUGUCCAUAUCUAGCAGGCCACCACCGUCGACCACCCGCCGCUGGCAACCACCACCGGCCACCACCAUUGGACACCCACCGCCGAACUCUCGUCGCCGGCCACCACCACUGGACUCUCAACGCCAGCCACCACCGCUGGCGACUCCAGCCGCCGACCACCACCAUCGGACUCCCGCCGCCGGCCACCUGCCACCACCACCGUUGGCUGCCUCCGCCCGUCGCCAGCUUGCCACCGUUUGCAAUGGACCAACUCCGUUGCCUUUAUUCACCUUUUAA